Molecule: messenger RNA, 1773 nt
Organism: Panicum hallii
Lineage: Eukaryota; Viridiplantae; Streptophyta; Magnoliopsida; Poales; Poaceae
Exons: 3
Coding region: 337-1629 (430 amino acids)
Source: RefSeq, a predicted model, not a curated record
GCGGCCGCCAGCAAGUCCUAGGCACCCACCAGGUGCAAGGCGCAAGUCCGACGCCAGGAGCAGCAACAGAACACUCGCUGGUCGGCCGUCACCGCCGCCAGCCACCUCCCGCCCUCGUACCCGUCCGUGCUAGGCCUGGGCCCGCGACGCCAGGCCAAUGCCCGUUCUCCCACCCCAAAUUCCCACGCGGCCGUCGACGGUUAUUCUCCCCAACCGCACCGGCGGUCGACCUCAAUCCUGAGUUCCUGGCUCCCCUCCCCUCCAUCCCUCCCCCUGGCAUCAUAUAAAUCCCUCUCUCCUCUCUUCCCCAUCCUUCACCCCCUAUUCUAGAAACCGAUGGAGUUCAAGAAGCCUCUGCUCCGGGAUCACCAAGCGCAAGAGGGAGCCACCACGGCCGCCCCCCUUGCCGGCAAGCUGCACGGCAGCGACCCGGGCGCUACGGCGAGCUCUUCCGGUGCGAAGAAACUUGAGGAUCUGCAGCUGGCGGCGCUCAACGCCGAGGCCAGCCCUUCUGCUGCUGUGAAGAAACCGAAGAACCUGGAGGCGGCGGUGUUCACUGGCGAGGCGAGCACUUCCGGUGUGAAGAAAUCCUAUCCUGACUGCAACAAAUCCGACGACAACAAGAUCCAUCGCGACGGCAAGAAGACCGGCAACAAACUCGACGACAAGAAGGGCGAGAUAUCGGAGGCGGCGGCGACGGUCCGGCAACAAAUAGGAAAUAAUCUGAGUAUCAGAGACAAGAACACCGGUGCUUCUGAUGUCAAGAAACCGGAGGAAGCGCUGGUUCCGCUGGGAAACCAAGAACUGGCAGAGCAGGCUGGGGCAUUUGCCAAAUCCGCGGCCGGCUCUUCGAUGGCCGCCGCAGCCGACGCCUUCUGCCGCGCUGCGGGACACUUCGCUGGCGGAAUGGACAGAAAGAAGAGAGCAACAGAGACGGAGUUGAGCAAAUCCGCGAUGGCUUUGUUUUCGGUUGCUCAGAGUGCGCCUUCUUCGGAGGUCGGCCUCGCUGCUGUCGCCACAGAACUGACAUACCAUGCUCAGAUGGCGCUGCUCUCCGUCUCUGACAGCGAACCCCGCCGCUGGUGGCGGCGAGCGUCGUCCAUCUCUGUCCAGGAGGCUGUGACGCGACCGUCAUUCAAGCAGCGCCUCCGGGCGGCUAUCUCGGCCCCGGAGCCCUUGCUACCGAUCCAUGCUGAGGACGAGAAGAAACGGAUUGAUAAGCGCGCUGUGCUCUACGGGCUGGCGCUCGGCGCGCCUGUCGCCAUUCUCACCUCGGCGGCGGGUUUGGACACCUUCCAUGGUGCUUGGGCCUGGGUUGCCGGCGCAAGCGUAAGCGUGUGGAUCUUUGCAGCCACCGGCAUGGUCCUCAACCAGUACGCUGUGUUGGACAGUGAGCGGCUGGCCGCCUGGCAUCUAGGCCGGCUAGGUGUGCUGGGCGCUGUGGUGCUUUUCUGCUUCUUCGCGUACCGCGCCUUUUUCCCUUCGGCCUUGUGGGCGUUGUGGAUUCUCCUCGGCAUCGCUGCUGUCGCCAACGGUUUGCUAUGGAUCUGUAGCUGCAUCCGAGGAGAUGAUGUCUCAGGGAGUGACAGAGAUGCGGCGGGGAUGUCCGGCCAAGACUUGCCACUCUGAUGCACUUUUUGGGUCCAUGUGUUGAGAUGUCAGUGGCACGAAAUAUGAGAAUUGAUGUAAUCAGUGUUGCUAGCGCAACAUAGGUGUGGAUAAACUGACUGAUGGGAUGUUGAGGAUGUACAUUUGCAGUGCCGCCGUGCGUGG